CAAAGGGUAAGUGACAAAGAAUUGUUUCUCUCGGGCGCAACACGAACAAACACGGUUAGGCCAGGCCAAGCAGCUGAGGGCGCUGCGACUCAGCAUUGCUUACGUUUUAUCAGGAUGAGAAACCUAUGCCUGAAAAUAGAUUCUGAAUCUUCUUUUCAUUUUCUUCUAUAUUUAACCAUUUUAACAGGUCGCCUCUUCUUGUAAUUUAAUAUAUUUUAUAAAUAACAGGCGCUCGCGCUAACAAGCACUCUUAUAUCUGAAAGUAACGCAUAGUGAUUAAGUUAGAGAACUAUUGUUUAAUUUUUAAUUUACGGUAUUAAGUGAAGACGCUAAUCAGUGGUUUCACGAUAAUUUUAUUAAAAUUAAGGGGAUAUACAUUUUAAUAGUGCGAAUAUUUGGCAAAGGUUGAGUGUAGUGAGGGAAUAUAGGGUCCCUAGAUUUGUCCCCGUCAGUUUACACGUAGCAUCCGCUAGGUGUCCUGCAACAUGCGAUCAAAUUGACAUUUGUCUUUUUGUUCUCACGUGGACGAGGCGUACCGUGAUCCCGCGAGACAGCAUUCAUUUCCUAAUAUAGAGAUUCAGGACACGGUGAACAAAGGAAUAAAGUUAUCAUGGUUCGCGUAAUCAGCCAGGAAACCUAUAAUGAAGUUGUUAAUGAAAAUAUCGAGCAAUUUGCUAUGUCUCCUAAAGAAGCUGUAGAAGACGCUGUAAAACAAUUUGAAGCGCAGGGUGUAGACUUGAGCAACAUCAUUAAAGAUUUAAUUCUCAAUGAUGAUACUGAUCUGAUUGCUGGUUAUCUGAAUCAACUGAACAUAGCCUUAAGUGAUAAGAGAUACGAUAAUGUUCCUCACACAUUAGAUAAAUUAAGGAAAGAAUUAGAUAAAGACAUUGCCCGUAGAGUAUUUGCAGGGAAGAAGGGAGGAUACAAUACUCUGAUAAAAAUAAUGAAAUCUUGCCCCAACAAUAACACAGUAAUGAGGUCUGCAUUGAAAACAGUUACCUCAUUGAUGACUGGUAAUCCAGACCUGCUAAAUGAUGAAGGAAUAGCUUUACAAAUACAGAUUCUAGAUAGAAAUACAGACAUUCCAACACUGCAAUGCGUCUUACAUUGGAUAAGAGAAUGUUGUAUAAAGCACGAGCUUAAUAGGCAAGCUAUAUUUAACGCAGAUAUUUUCAAUAAACUCAAAAAGAUAUUGAUGAGGGAUGAUGCAAGCGCAUCUGAGUUGAGGGAUGCUUGUGCAGUGAUUAGAGCUUUGGUAUUAGAUGAUGAUAUAAGGCACGAAUAUGGAAAAGCUCACGAACACGCAAGUGUAAUUGCGAAAGGGGCCUUGAAUGUUCUGACCGGGUUGAUGUCAAAGUAUAGAAAAGACAAGGGGGUUGUAGGAGAUGUAAUGAUAACUUUAGCUGCCUUAAUAGUGAGAAACGAAUUCUGUCAGGAGGUAGAGGAUGCGGGAGGACUUAAAUUUGUAACAGACGUUAUGGUCGACUAUCCAGACUCAGAGAAAUUGAACUGGCAGGCGUUGAAAUUAUUAAAAGCUCUGGCUGGGAACGAUGAUGUCAAGUCCAAUAUCAUUACCUCUGGCUGUGGCCUGUUAAUUGUUUCCGUCAUUAGUAGGAUGAAAGACUCUGAGUGUGUAGUCACGGCUGGACUUGCAUGCAUUUCCGCAUUAACAUUGAGGUGUCCCUCAAACGCUGGUGUGUUUUACGAUUGCGGAGCGCCGCUUGUAAUCAUAGAUUUGAUGAAAGCUUACUCGAAAAGCGUGAGUGUCUUGAAGCAAGCUGCUUGGGCCAUCAGAAACAUGUCCGUGAGAAAUAAGUUAGAGUGUCAAGAGUUUAUUGCGUAUGGUGUAGAGGACGUCUUGACCCGUGCCCUUCAGCAACACGGUUCUAAGCUCGAAAGCGACGUGAACGCGGCUUUGAGAGACCUAGGGUUGAAGGUAGAGCUGAAGGAGAGGUGGACUGGAAAGGGCGUGAACUUGGACAACAAUUAAUCGUGACGACGAUUUGUUCGACAAUGUACCAGACAUCUUUUAUGUGCUUCACAUACAAACGACGAAUAAAUAUCAGAAAAUAAUGACUAACAUUAGUACUUUUUUUGUAGAAUAAUAUACACUGAUAGUCAUAUAUGUACCUCACAUAUAUGUAUAUA
Molecule: messenger RNA, 2148 nt
Organism: Nomia melanderi (Alkali bee)
Lineage: Eukaryota; Metazoa; Arthropoda; Insecta; Hymenoptera; Halictidae
Product: armadillo repeat-containing protein 6 homolog
Biological process (GO): hematopoietic progenitor cell differentiation
Molecular function (GO): protein binding
Source: RefSeq, a predicted model, not a curated record